Phlebotomus papatasi is the source of this 893-nucleotide messenger RNA. Its product is annotated as zinc metalloproteinase nas-4-like. Gene Ontology annotation, biological process: proteolysis. NCBI's taxonomy places the organism in Eukaryota, Metazoa, Arthropoda, Insecta, Diptera, Psychodidae. The transcript is spliced from 3 exons. The record is from RefSeq and is a predicted model, not a curated record. Gene Ontology annotation, molecular function: metalloendopeptidase activity; zinc ion binding. Bases 11 to 781 code for a protein of 256 amino acids.
UUUAGUGAUCAUGUUGGGUACUCAACUAUUAUUGUUUUUUGUCUGUUCAGUGGUCCUAGCCAGAAAAAGUUAUACAGAUUAUAAUGCUGUACCAGACGCUGAGGAAAUUGCUGGUUACUACGAAGGUGAUAUGAUGCUGUCCACACGCCAAAAAAUAGGCCUACGUUCUAGAAAUGGUUUACGUAGUGAAAAAUAUCAUUGGCCUGGUGCAGAAGUGCCCUAUGAAUUGAGUCCUAAAUUAUCUGAGCAUGAAAAGACGUACAUUAGACGUGCAUUGAAUAUAAUUCAGAAAGUUUCGUGUGUAAAAUUUCGCAAGAAAAAAGACUCGGAUAUAAGCUAUGUUUAUGUCAAUAAUUUGAGAGGGGGGUGUUUUUCUGAAGUUGGCUUCGGGCUUGGCAAAAGGAUGGUCAAUUUGCAUUCAAGUGGAUUGGAUACUGGUUGCUUUCGUAUCGGUACGAUAAUGCAUGAAUUUCUCCAUGUUCUUGGAUUUUUUCAUAUGCAGAGUGCUGCCGAUAGGGAUGAUUAUGUAGAUAUUAAGUGGGAUAACAUCAAGUCAACGGCAAAAAAGAAUUUUCGCAAGUAUUCUUACAUAAAUGUGACACACUUUGGGGAAAUAUAUGACUACAAUAGCGUUUUGCACUAUGGAAAGAACGCUUUCACAAGUAAUGGACGACCUACCAUUAUUCCCAAAGAUCCUAAAGCGAUAAUUGGUCAAAGAACUCACCUGAGCAUGGGAGAUAUCAGAAGAAUUAAUAAAAUGUAUAAGUGCGACAUAUCGUAAGAGUUAUAAGGGAUUAACUAAAAUAAUUUUUUUUUCUACAAUGCAGAAGAGAGACUUAUGUAAAAUUGCUUCUUGCUUAAUUAUUAGAAAUACAAACGAAAUUUAAAACUUU